Messenger RNA from Aphidius gifuensis, 2314 nucleotides. It is a transcript of the gene Srp72, whose product is annotated as signal recognition particle subunit SRP72. Bases 47 to 2026 code for a protein of 659 amino acids. The record is from RefSeq and is a predicted model, not a curated record. The transcript has 3 exons. Gene Ontology annotation, cellular component: signal recognition particle, endoplasmic reticulum targeting. Lineage: Eukaryota; Metazoa; Arthropoda; Insecta; Hymenoptera; Braconidae. Gene Ontology annotation, biological process: SRP-dependent cotranslational protein targeting to membrane. Gene Ontology annotation, molecular function: 7S RNA binding; ribosome binding; protein binding.
UAACAAUAUUACAGUGGCAUGUCAGUGACAAACAAUUGCCAACAACAUGACUUCAAAAGAAAAUAAUUUAUCAAUACUUUAUAUUGAAUUAAACAAAUUGGGACGUAGUGCCAAUAAUGACUAUGAAAAAGCUCUUAAAGUUGCAAAUAAAAUUCUUGGACUUGCUCCAGAUGAAGAGGCUGCAUUUAAAUGUAAAAUUAUUUGUCUAAUUCAAUUAUCGAAAUUCAAUGAUGCACUUCAAUUUAUCAAUAAAAAUCCAAAAUUAUCAACAAAUUUGGAUUUCGAAAAAGCAUACUGUCUUUAUCGAUUGAAUCAAGUACAAGAAGCUUAUAACGUUGUUGAGAAGAUACAAAAUCCAUCAAUGAAAAUAAAAGAGCUUAAAGCACAAAUACUUUAUCGUCUUGAAAAGUAUGAAGAUUGUUUUACAGUUUAUCGUGAUAUAAUAACAAAUUCAAAUGAUGAUUAUGAAGAUGAAAGAGAAACAAAUUUAGCAGCUGUAUUGGUACAAUUAGCUGUUAAUAAUUCAAAACUUGAUGUACCAGAACUUCGUGAAGAUACAUAUGAGUUGACAUAUAAUUCAGCAUGUCGUUUAGUUGCACAAGGUGCAUCUGGUGAUCGUAAUACUCUUAUUGAAGCUGAAAAAAAACUUCGUUUAGCUGAAAAAAUGUGUAAAGAAUCAUUGGAAGAAGAUGAAAGUACUGAAGAAGAAAUUGAUGAUGAGUUACGAAUAAUAAAAGUACAACUUGCAUAUUGUUUACAAUUACAAGGUCGUGAAAAAGAAGCACAAGUACUUUAUACAAAUGCACUUAAAGCAAAACCUGAUGAUAUUGCAUUAAUUGCAGUUGCAAGUAAUAAUUUAAUAACAUUAAAUAAAGAUCAAAAUGUAUUUGACAGUAAAAAACGUAUGAAAUAUGCAACAAAUGAUGGUUUAGAACAUAAAUUAACAUCGAAACAACGUUGUAGUAUUGCAUAUAAUCAAUGUUUAUUAGCAUUAUAUACAAAUCAAGGUGAUAAUUGUCAUCAAUUAUGUAAAAAAUUAAUGCAAACAUAUCCACAAUUAUUAAUUGAUGCAACAAUUGUUAGAGCUGUACAGCUUAAUAAAGAAAAUAAAAUAAAAGAAGCUGUUAAUUUAUUACUUGAUCAUACAUCUGAAUUAUUUGUUAAACUUGUAAGUGUACAAUUAUUAUUAUCACAAGGUGAAAAAUAUGAAGCAAUUAAAAUACUUGAAAAUUUAAAUGAAAAAGAUAAAGCAUUACCUGGUAUUGUAAGUGCACUUGUAACACUUUAUAUGGCUGAUAAUAAUCGUGAUAAAGCAUCAGAAAUAUUAAAAGAAGCUGUUAAUUAUUAUAAAUUAAAUAAAGAUAAAUCAGAAAAUCUUGGUACAAUGUGGAGACAAGCUGCUGAUUUUCAUUUACGUAGUGGUCAAAUUGAAAUUGCUGCUGCAAGUUUAGAAUCAUUAUUAGAAUUAUCACCAACAGAUAAAAAAACAUUGUCACAAUUAGUUAUUGCAUAUUCAAAAUUUUCACCAGCUAAAGCACAAUUGUUAUCUAAAAAACUUCCACCAAUGGAUCAUUUAUCAGAGGCUAUUGAUGUUGAUGCAUUGGAAACAAGUAAUUGGAUUAUUGGUACAAAAGUUGUUAAAAGAAAAAUUGAACCAUCACCUGCUGGUGGUUUAUUAACAAGUGAUUCAACUGGACCAAUUGUUAAAAAAAGAAAUAAAAGAAAACGUAAAGGUAAAUUACCUAAAAAUUAUGAUGCAAAUUCAUUACCAGAUCCUGAAAGAUGGCUACCAAAAUAUGAAAGAACUGGUUAUAGAAAAAAAAGAGAUAGAAGAAAUAGAGAUACUGCUAUGAAAGGUACACAAGGUACUGCUGCUGGUGCUAGUGAUCUUUAUGAUAUAACUAAAAUGCCAGCAAAUGUUAAACCAUCACCCAAUCCAAGACAAAGUCCAGCUGUUGAAACUUCUGGUCCAAGACAACAGCAGAGAAAAUUUCAACAAAAAAAAAAGAAAAAAGGUGGUAGAUAGUUAAACUAUUUAUCUACAAAAAUUUCAUAAACAAUGUUUUUUUUUUUAAUCAAUACUUAUUAUAUUAAUAACAAUAAUAAAAUGCUUUCAAAUAAAAAAAAAUUUGAUUAUUUUGCUGCAACAUAAUUUUUAUUUACUUUGUUUUUUCACAAUGAAAUUACAUAAUUAAUUUUUUAAUUUACAUAUUUAAUUAUUCUCUGGUAACAACAACAAUAAUUUGUGUAUUUGACAUAUUAACAUAUAUGUAUCAAUAUUCAAAUUUUCAUUUCAACAGCAAAAAAAAAGAAA